CUAACCUUCCUUUUUACAUUAAUUUCAUUGCGGUGUACACGUGUUUUCCAAAAUGGCACCCGUCGAAAAUGCUAAAAAAUCCGCGAAAACGGGCAAAAAGAAUCAUAAGCACCCCGUAAAUAGAUAUCUGAGCGGGGGAAUAUUACGUUACUCCAAGAGCCAGAUGUACAAACGUCGCGCUCUCUAUCGUUUGAAGAAAGUAAAGCAACCAGUUGUUCCCAAAACUAAGCAACCCAUCUCAAAGGUGAAGAAGAUCAAUGGACCGAAAAAUGGUGGUGAACGUACCGUUUUCUUGAAGAAACCAAAGGCUAACUAUCCAACCAAACGUUUCGUGAAGAAGCGUCCGGCUAAAGCUUUCUUCAGUAAUCACAAGCGCAACAUUCGCCGCAAUCUCACUCCUGGUCGUGUGUUGAUUUUGUUGGCUGGUCGCCACCAGGGCAAACGUGUUGUACUAUUGAAGGUGUUGAGCUCUGGACUUUUGUUGGUUACUGGUCCAUUUGCAUUGAACUCGUGCCCUCUGCGUCGCAUCUCGCAACGGUUCGUUAUCGGUACCUCCUCCAAGGUUGAUUUGGCUGAUUUGAAAGUGCCAGAACACUUAAAUGACGCUUACUUCCGCCGCUUGAAAAUCAAGAAGGAUAAAAAAUCUGGUGAGGGAGAUAUCUUUGCCGUUAAGAAGGAGCGUUUCGUUCCAAACGAACAGCGCAAGAAGGAUCAAAAGGAAGUUGAUGCUGCUGUGUUGAAGGCUAUCAAGGCACAUCCUGAAGGCAAAUUCUUCAAGAAAUAUCUGCAAAACAUGUUUGCUUUGCAUUCAUCACAAUACCCACACCGUUUGCGGUUCUAAAAAUAUCGCUUUAGGGUAGAGUGUGAAUGUUUGCAUACAUUCAGGUUUUCUAUAGGAUUUCCGCUUUUUUAAUUUUUAUGUCAAUACAAACUUAAAGAUAAAAAUACACAAUUAUAAAAAUUGGA
Ceratitis capitata (Mediterranean fruit fly) is the source of this 966-nucleotide messenger RNA. RefSeq names its product 60S ribosomal protein L6 (gene RpL6). Gene Ontology annotation, biological process: ribosomal large subunit assembly; cytoplasmic translation. The record is from RefSeq and is a predicted model, not a curated record. The transcript has 2 exons. The coding region runs from base 53 to 841 and encodes 262 amino acids. Gene Ontology annotation, cellular component: cytosolic large ribosomal subunit; ribosome. Gene Ontology annotation, molecular function: structural constituent of ribosome; RNA binding. Lineage: Eukaryota; Metazoa; Arthropoda; Insecta; Diptera; Tephritidae.